Messenger RNA from Cyphellophora attinorum, 1239 nucleotides. RefSeq names its product Acyltransferase LovD. The transcript has 3 exons. The coding region runs from base 1 to 1239 and encodes 412 amino acids. The record is from RefSeq and is a predicted model, not a curated record. NCBI's taxonomy places the organism in Eukaryota, Fungi, Ascomycota, Eurotiomycetes, Chaetothyriales, Cyphellophoraceae.
AUGGAUAAGCUCGACAGCCUGCUCGAAGCCUGUACGGCCAACAAUGCAUAUCCUGGCACCGCGGCGACGAUCGUUGACUCCAAGGGCAACCGUCUGUACCACAAAGCAUUCGGUGUCAACGACAUCUCGGCUGAGAACCCCACCAAGUUCACCACUUCAACGCAAAUGCUAAUAUUCUCCUGCACGAAGCUCAUCGCCUGCAUCGCAGCUUUGCAAUUGGUCGAGCAAGGGAAACUGUCGCUGGAUGACCCAGUCAGCAAAUACAUACCGGACAUUGUAGACAUCCCUGUCUACGUUGGCGAUGGGACAACGGCAACCCGUCCCCAGAAGACCACGAUGACGAUCCAGCACCUCUUCACACACACUGCUGGCUUCACAUAUGACUUCUUCGAUAAGACCACGCUGCAAUGGAGAGUCGAACAGGGCGCUCAACCCGGUGUAUACAUGGCGGAAGGAAAUCGCCCCUACUUUAGGACUCCACUCCUGCACGACCCUGGCACAGCUUUCGCAUACGGCGUCAAUAUCGACUACCUCGGCCUAGUCCUCGAGGCCAUCACCGGACAGAAGCUACAGGACUACGUUAAGGCCAACAUUUUGGAACCACUCGACAUGAAGUCAUCAGUACCGUAUCUGGAGAAGGAAGACGCGACCCAUCUCCUGCUACACAUCCGCGGGCUGACGGGCAAGGACCCUCUGAUGGCGUUUCCGGGGGCAUUCCCACCAAAGGGACUCGAAUUCUACGGCGGCGGGCAUUAUCUGAUUAGCACCGUCGACGACUACGCGCAAAUAUUGACCACCAUCCUCAACGACGGCACAUCGCCAACGACCGGCGCCACCAUCCUGAAGCCGGAGACUGUAGAUAACUACCUCUUCAAAGACAUGAUACCCGCCGACGCUGACCGCAAACACGUGCCGAUCGUCAACAGCUCGCUGCCAAUGUCGACGAACCAAGCAGAGUUCUUGCCGGGACACAAGGUGGGCUGGUCAUGUGGUUUCCUGCUGAACCUCGAGGACGUGCCGGGAGGAAGGAAAAGCUAUAGCGGGAUGUGGGCUGGUCUCGGCAACCUUUUUUUCUUCAUUGACAGGAAGUCCGACCGUGCCGGCCUAGUAGCCACAAGUGUGUUGCCAUUCAUGGACGACGGUGUUCUGACGCUGUUUGAGGCAGUGGAGAAGGCUGCGCUUGGACAUGAAAUCAGGGAUGGGGCUGAGGCGAAGACUCUGUUCAGGGUGGAUUCGUGA